AUGCGUGCUCUUGUUCUCCUACCUCACGCCUCGCCAUUGUUUACUGCUGCUUCUGCUGAUGAUGAUGAAACAACGCAAUUAAUAAUCAUGCCUGUUUGUUUGGCGAAAGAUGAAAGAGUGGCACAUUCUUGCCUUCUUUAUGGGCAACUUGUUGCAGUCAUCUGGACAUCCACACGUCCUUUUGCUGCUUUGAGCACCUUUCGUGUGAAAUCAAACCACCACAUCCGAUAUAAAUGGGAUGUUUUUAUUGAACUUUAUUCUGAUUGUUUUGUUGAGUUGGUUGAUGCAAAACAAAAGUAUUUAAUAAAAUACAAAACAAAUCGGUUCCGGCUGAGCCAGGAACUACGACAGUUAUAA
Echinococcus granulosus is the source of this 357-nucleotide messenger RNA. RefSeq lists its product as hypothetical. NCBI's taxonomy places the organism in Eukaryota, Metazoa, Platyhelminthes, Cestoda, Cyclophyllidea, Taeniidae. The transcript is spliced from 2 exons. Bases 1 to 357 code for a protein of 118 amino acids. The record is from RefSeq and is a predicted model, not a curated record.